Polypterus senegalus (gray bichir) is the source of this 10835-nucleotide messenger RNA. RefSeq names its product vacuolar protein sorting 13 homolog A (gene vps13a). Gene Ontology annotation, biological process: protein targeting to vacuole; autophagy; protein retention in Golgi apparatus. NCBI's taxonomy places the organism in Eukaryota, Metazoa, Chordata, Cladistia, Polypteriformes, Polypteridae. Bases 336 to 9908 code for a protein of 3190 amino acids. The transcript is spliced from 72 exons. Gene Ontology annotation, cellular component: extrinsic component of membrane. The record is from RefSeq and is a predicted model, not a curated record.
ACUUCCGUGUGUCAAGUCAUAAACUGGUACAGAAGACAGUCGCCAGCACUCGCGGCUGGUACAGUAGCUGCCGUUUAGGUUUCAGAACCUUCGAAGUGUCUACGCCUUGUACAUUUCUUACAAAAGCGGACUGGAUGCGCUGCUCCUCCACACUUUCUGAGAAAAUCUACUACUGCCUGUAUGCGACGGCACGCGCUGCCCACUGGGAACGCAUUGUGUUUCGCGAUAAGAAGCUGCAAAAGAGGAGGAGUUUGCGAAGACGGGAGCUUCGGCUAGUGCGAAUGUCUCGUGCUUUUUCAACUGCUAUGGUUAUUGAGGAGUAGACAGCGUGCAACAUGGUGUUUGAAUCGGUGGUGGUGGACGUCCUGAAUAGAUUCCUUGGGGAUUAUGUGGUGAAUUUAGACAGUUCACAGCUUAAGCUCGGCAUAUGGGGAGGCAAUGCUGUUCUCAAAAAUCUUGAUAUUAAAGAAAAUGCCUUGAGCCAACUGGAUAUUCCAUUUAAAGUAAAAGCAGGCCACAUAGAAAAGUUGGAACUAAAGAUUCCUUGGCAAAACCUCUAUACUCAGCCUGUUGAAGCCACCCUCAUUGGAGUCUAUCUCCUUAUUGUACCUACUGCCAGUAUAAAAUAUGAUUCUGAGAAAGAAGAUAAGCAGCUACAAGAAGCUCGUCAAAGAGAGCUGCAGAGAAUUGAAGAAACAAAACAGAAAGCAGCAGAAAGAGAAAACCCAAAGCAAGAAAAGCAGGACACAUUUGUUGAAAAGUUAGUGACACAGGUUAUCAAGAACCUACAGGUGAAAAUCUCAAAUAUCCACAUUCGAUAUGAAGAUGAUGUGACUAACCCAAAAAUACCAUUGUCCUUUGGUGUUUCACUUCAGAACCUCAGUCUUCAGACUGCAGAUGCAAGCUGGAAUCCAUGUGUUCUUGAUCAAACAGCCAAGUUGUUCUUUAAGCUUGUUCGUCUGGAUAAUUUGUUUACUUACUGGAAUGUAAACUCAGAACUUUAUUCUAAUCAUGUUCCACAUGAAGCCCUUGAGAAUUUAAAGCAUGGAAUUGCCUUGCACAACCUGAUUCCAGAAGGUUAUGAUUUUAUUUUUCGUCCCAUUUCUGCCAAAGCGAAACUUAAGAUGAACCCUCGCUCAGAUAUUGACUUUUCUUCACCCAAAGUGGACUUACAAGUGAACCUGCAGGAUAUUGCCAUAGAGCUCAGCAGACCACAGUAUCACAGUAUUUUGGAGCUUCUUGGUUCAGUUGAUAGGAUGACCCUCAAUUUACCUUACCGAAAAUACAGACCAGAUGUUCCUGUACACUAUAAUGCAGUAUUAUGGUGGAAAUAUAUUAUUACUGGCAUUCUGGAGGUUAAUGUUAAACCUAGACUUAGGAUGUGGUCAUGGAAGUACAUACAUCUGCAUCGACAACAUGUGAAGGAAUACAAAGAAAAGUAUAAAAGAAAGAUAACAAACAAGGAGCCAAGUGAGCAGCUGUUGAAGUCCCUAAUGGAAUCUGAAAGAACAUUGGAUAUUUUUAACAUCACUCUUGCUCGACAGCAAGCAGAAAUGGAGGCUUCAAAGGCAGGACUGAAGAUUUACAGGCCUGGAGUAAAGAUGGAUGAAGAGGAGUCUGGAGGAUGGUUUGGCUGGAUGUGGAACUGGUCGGGUGAAAAGAAAGAAGAUAAAGAGAUAAAAGCUUCAGGCUUUGAAGAACUGAUGACUCCUGAAGAGAAAGCAAAACUGUAUAAGGCCAUUGGGUAUAGUGAAACAGCCAUUGACCCCACUCUGCCAAAAGAGUUUGAAGCCAUGAAAGUGUCUGUCCAGUUAAUAAGCAUGUCUGUUUCGAUUAAAGAGAACAAGAGUAAACCAGACUUACUCAGAGUUGUUGUUAUUGAUCUGGGAGCACAGUUGACUCAAAGACCUGGUGCACAAGCUGUUAAAUUUUCUUCAAAAAUAAGCACAUUUGAAGUAAUUGGACUUGAGCAGAACAAGACUAGCCCAAUGUUGCUAUCCCAAAAAACAAAAACAAAGGAUCAAGAACUUCUCAGCGUUUUGUUUGAAACCAACCCUCUUGAUGAAUCUGCAGACCAGAGAUUAAGGGUUGAAUCACAACCACUGGAAAUUGUGUAUGAUGCUGUUACUCUGAACAGCUUGUCAGAGUUUUUUAGGCCUCCGCAGGAUGUACAUUUGGAUGAGUUGACUUCAGCCACUUUGAUGAAGCUGGAAGAGUUCAGAGACAAGACUUCAACAGGAUUAAUGUAUGUGAUAGAAACUCAGAAAGUGUUGGAUCUGAAAAUCAACCUGAAUGCUUCCUAUGUUAUAAUUCCACAGACGGGUUUCUAUACUUCUUCUGAAAACCUUCUUAUCUUAGACCUUGGACAUCUGAAAGUAAAAAGUAAAAGUCGUAAGGAUCUUCCUCAGUUAUCCAUUGGACAUAGCAGUAUUGAAGACAUUAUGUCUCGGGCAUAUGACAGUUUUGACAUACAGCUAAGCAGUGUGCAAUUACUUUUUAGCAAGCCAGAUGAGAAUUGGAAGGAAGCUAGAAAUCUGAAAAAAUCUUCGCUUCAUAUUUUGGAACCAUUAGAUCUGAAAGUUGAGUUUAGCAGAGCAAUGGUUGCAACAGAUUCACGAAUGCCAAAGUUUAAGGCUUUUGGGGAGCUUCCUUUGCUAUCUUUUUGCAUAUCUGAUGAAAAACUAAGAGGAACACUUGCAUUAAUAGAUAGCAUCCCACUGGCAAGCAGCUCUCCUCCGGUUUCCCAACCCCAGAAUACUCCACAGGUUUUGAAGUACCCUGUUACCAUGACACCUCAGCUGGAAUUGCAUAGAAAAUCAUUAACUGAUCUACGAUCAUCAAUUGUUUUUGAAUCAGAAUCAGAAGAAGAAUUUUAUGAUGCUCCAAGUUCACCUGUAGAAGAUCUGCCCUUUUUUGAUGCUAAAACUGCUUCUUUGGACAGAUCAAAUUCAAUUAAAAGAAAGCAGCUAAAGAAGCAGGAAUCCAUAAAAAAUAUGACAAGUUUACAAAUGAGAUUUGAAAUAAAUGUGGUUUCAAUACAGUUGUCUCGUCUUUCUGGCAAUACUGAGAUUACAGUUCUACAACUCGAAAUUGAAGGGUUAGGUACAGAGCUGAACUUGCGUACUUUUGAUAUGACAUCAAAUACGUUCUUAAAGGAAAUUUGUUUAAAAUGCCCUGAAUACAUGGAUACCGAGGAAAAACCUGUUCAGAUAAUUACUACCCUAGACAACACAGAAGAAGACCUGCUUACUCUAGAGUAUAUAAAGGCAGAUAAGAAUGGGCCAGAGUUUACAACCCAAUAUAAGAACACAGAGCAGCUUAUAAAGUUUAAUUUUUCCUCUCUGGAUAUGCAUUUACACACUGAAGCAUUGUUAAAUGCAGUGAACUUUCUGAACAGCCUUUUACCACCAGCAAAGAAAAAGGAGACUAUUGAAGAACCAGUUACAGUUGUUGAUGAGGAGAAAAAAGAAGAAUCUACUCAAAGUAGAAAGAUGAGUACAAAGAAGUCCAAAUUUGAAGAUGUUGUCAAUAUGCAUGUCUGUGCUGUAUUGACAUGCUUAAAAAUUUUCAUUCGAGGUCAGAAACGGAGAAUUUCCGAAAUAAGCAUUGAAGGUCUGGACUCUGAAGUAGUCAUGAGAAAAAAAGCAACAGAAGUGAUGGCAAAGUUGAAGAAUAUUGUUAUUCUAGAUUGUCAUGAAAAAGCUCUUUAUAAGAAGGCUGUUUCCAUUGUGGGGAAGGAAGUGUUCAGCUUUAAAAUGAUAUCUUAUGUUGAUGCUACAGAAGGGGAUGCGUACACAGAUAUGAAUAUCGUUGAUAGCUCUGUCAGUCUCACAGUGGGCUGCAUUCAAGUCAUCUUUGUAAAUAAGUUUGUCUCAUCAAUUCUGGCUUUUAUAAAUAAUUUCCAAACUGCCAAGGAAGCUGUAACUGAAGCAACAGUCCAAGCUGCAGGGAAGGCAGCUACAGGAGUCCUGGAAAUGGCUGAGAAGAGUACCCGAAUGGCUUUGGAUGUCAAUGUAAAGGCCCCUGUGGUUUUCAUACCCCAGUCUGCCAUGUCUACAAAUGUAAUUGUCGCAGAUUUUGGUCUGAUUACUGUAAAGAAUCAGUUCUCACUUGUACAAUCAAAAACACAUAUCAAGAUCCCUCCUAUUAUUGACGGCAUAAAAAUUGGAUUAAGUGACCUAAAAUUAUAUCGGACAACCUUUAUAAAUGGCAAGUUUCAAUUUGAACUUCAGCUUCUGCAACCAGUGAACCUGGAUUUGGUUGUUGAACGGAAUUUGUCUUCAUCAUGGUAUCAUAGCAUUCCAGAUAUCAAAAUUAUUGCACACCUGAAACCCAUGAAUCUUAUUCUCAGCCAAGAAGACUUGACUGUUGUGCUAAGAACCCUAAAUGAAAAUUUGCAGGACAGUGAAGACAAGUCUGUCACUCCUCCAACAGUGGAUAUUUCCAAGGAUGUAUCUACUAAUGAUCCACUAAUGAAUCAGAAGCCUGGAGGUACUACAGUUAUCACAGCAGCAGUGGUGGAAGCUCAAAAGCCUGCCAGACUUAAAUCAACCCUUAAGUUGAAUUUUCAGUUUGACUCUUUGACGCUGGUAUUGUAUAGCUCUGCAGGGACACAGAUUACUACUUUGGAACCAAGAGAUGAACAUUUGAAACUUGCACAAUUUACUUUAGGAUUGAUUUCAACUUCUGUAACAAUGCUUUCUGAUAGUUCCAUGAAGGCCUCUGUAAAACUUUCAAACUGUCUGCUGGAUGAUAAACGUCAGAAAGUACAGAAGGCUUCCUGCAGAAUGGUGGAAAUGAAAUCUGGAUCAGAAAAAAAUGUGAUGGUGGACAUAAAUUAUCGACAGUCAGCUGAAGGCACUGUUCUUGAUACAGUUGUCCGGGACAUUUACCUUUGUGCUAGUAUGGAGUUUCUUCUCACAGUUGCAGAUGUCUUUGUUCAGGCUAGUCAGCACAGUUACAAAGCUACUCAGAACACCACCAAGCAAGUGGUGGUUGCAACAAAAGAACAAGUAAUUUCCUCUCAACCAGUUGCCAAAAUGGAAAUAAAUGUGCAAGUAAAAAAUCCGGAGAUUGUUUUUGUGGCAGAUUUGUCAAGAGGAGAUGCACCAUCUUUGGUAGUCACAACCCAAUGUGAGGUCAACAUUAAAAAUGACUGCAAUAUUCAACAGAUGACAGCAGCCAUUAAAGAUCUGAAAGUUGUUGCUUGUCCAUUUUUAACUGAAAUGAGAAGAAACAACAUCACAACCGUUCUCCACCCCUGUGAUGUGUUUUUUCAAAGCUUACAGAAUACAGGUCUGCCACAAGAAAUUGAGCUUGCUGUUAAAUCCCUUACUCUGAAGGUUUCACCAAUUAUUAUCAACACAGUAUUAACUAUCAUCUCAGCACUUUAUCCGACUGCAGAGACACCAGCAGAAUUAACCAGUCCAGUUCCACCAAAUUUGUGGGAUACAAAAGACGCUAAAGAUCUUAAUCUAUGGUUUCUAGAAGAACAAACUAACACUGAAGACAAACCAGUGACUCCACUCAUUCCUACAGGAGAGUCUUUGAAAAUGAAUAUUGAAUCAAUAAUAGUCACACUUGAGGCUGGUAUCGGACAUAGAACUGUCCCAAUGUUGCUUGCAAAAUCUAGUUUUUCAGGGGAUGUAAAAAACUGGAGUACCCUCAUCAAUCUUCAGAGCAGUAUAAAUUUGGAGGUACACUAUUUUAAUGAGAUACUGGGUGUCUGGGAACCUCUUUUGGAGCCCUUGGAGAAGGAAUCCACUGAUGAUUUCAGACCGUGGGCCUUAAAUAUUAAGAUGAAAAAAAAACCUUUAAAGCACAACGAAGAACAGGAUGAGACCGAUUUCAGUAUUCCUGAUUACAAAACUGUUGUUACCAUUUCUUCCAAAGAUCAACUGAAUAUGACAUUGUCAAACUGUGGACUGGUAAUGCUUAGCAAUCUUGGCAAGGCAUUUGCUGAUGCAGCUAGCCAGACCGCAGAAAAUUUCCAGAAAGAUCAAGCACCUUUUGUUGUGAAAAAUUGCCUGGGGACAUGUGUUUCCAUAUCACAUAGCAACACAUUCAGUGUGAUUGGUGUUGAAUCCAGGAAGAAGGUGUAUGAAUUGCAAGAUGGAGGAACUCUGAACAUGGAUUACCUGAGAACCAUGACAGAGACUGAGCAGUUCACUGCCAUGACAUGCAUGAGCAGCAAGACACAUUAUAUUCAGCUUACUCCAAAUGAUCACUCUUCUGCAGACAGAAUUUCUUUGGAAAAAGUGGGACGUGGCAUGUAUAGUGUACUUCAUCAGGCCUCGGGAGUCUUACGAUAUAUUGUUUGUCAUAUUUACACCUUGGAAGGUAGCAAGGUGGUAACAAUACACUCUCCAUUUCAGAUUAGGAAUCAUUUUUCCAUACCAUUCAAGGUUUUUGAUGAUUCAAAGCUUCUUGGAGUAGUUUUACCUCAGGAAGACUUUUGUAUUCCACUGAACUCAUACAGAUCUGCCCUUACCUUGCAGCCAGAAGAUAACACUGACGGAAGUUACGAAAAAUGUGAAGAAUUUACUUAUGACAUAGUUGUGAAACAACUGGAAUCCAGCAUGCAAAGGAAAUGUCAUCAUUCUGGGUCUAAUGUCCAGUCGUUUAUUAUAAAUUUAGUUACAACGGAAGAUUCUGUAACUGUGGGUGCAAAAGAGGAUAACUUAGACAAACCUUAUACUGUUCACCUUUGGCCAACAGUUCUUUUGAGAAAUUUAUUGCCUUACUCUAUUACAUACUCUUUAGAGGAAAAUGAUAAUCACACCGUGACUGUGAAAGAAGGACGUUCAUCUGAAAUUCAUACUGCAGUUAUAGACCACACUAAAUUAAAAUUAUGUUUAUUGAACUACCUCAAUCAGGAUUGGAGAGGAGAAUAUAAUAUUAAAAGCAACCACCCAGAAAUUGAUUUCAUUCAGUUCAGUGCUCUCACUGAUGAUGACAAAACAGAACUAGACAUUGCUAUCCAUAUAACAUAUAAUGUUGGUCAAAUGGUUAUUGCUCUUCAUAGUCCUUAUUGGAUGGUAAACAAAACUGGACGGUUACUGCAGUACAAAGCCGAUGAUGUUCACCGAAAGCACCCACUAGAAUAUGAAUCACCUCUUCUUUUUUCAUUUAAGCCAAAGAAUUUUUUUCAAAACAAUAAGGUUCAGCUUAUGAUAUCUGAUAGCGAGCUAUCUGAUGGUUUUUCUCUUGAUACUGUUGGCAGCUAUGGUGAUGUCAAGUGUAAAGGCCGUCAAAAGGAUUUUAUGGUGGGCGUAAAAAUAGAUGCCAGCAGCUUUAGCUUGACUAGAAUUGUAACCUUCAUACCAUUUUAUAUGCUGGUUAACAGAACACAAUUGCACAUUGAAGUCUCAGAAGAAGGGAAAGAAAAUUGGACAUCAGUUACAUCAAAUAAUUCUGUACCCUUUUGGCCUGAGAAAGAUUCAAAGAAACUUAUGAUAAAAAUUUUGGGAUGUGAGAUGCCAUCUCAAAUGAUAGACUUUUGUAAACAAGAAAAUGGUCAUUUACUGCAUUUGGACAACAAGUUUGGAGGUGUCAUUGUGGAUGUCAAUGUGAAUGAGCAUUCUUCAAUUAUCAGAUUCAGUGAUUACCAUGAUGGUGCUGCUCCUUUUCUAAUUAUUAAUCAAACAAAAUCAGAAAUCAUUGAAUAUUAUCAGAGCAAAGAAAAAGAGAAACUGGAAUUACAUCCCGGUAAAGCAGUUUAUUACACCUGGACAAACCCAACUAAAUCCAGAAUAUUAAAAUGGAAAUGUGGAAAAAUAACAGGAGAAUUGCACCCUGAACAAGAUAAUUUCUUGGAACAAAGCAAUAUUUAUCUUGCAUCAUUUUAUGAAGGACUUCAGCGGGUUGCAUUGUUCACAGAAGAUAUUCAAAUAUACAGACUUAUCUGUGACAGUGAAAAAGCACAACUUGCUGAACUAGAUGUUGUAAUAUCAUUACAAAAUAUAGGAAUUUCUUUAGUUAAUAACAAUUACAAGCAAGAAGUCUCUUUCAUUGGCAUAACAAGCUCGGACAUUGUGUGGGAAACCAAACCAAAGCCAAAAUCAAGAUGGAAACCUAUGAGCAUCAAGCACUCAGAAUUACUUGAAGGAGAAUUUAGGCGAUAUAUAGAGUCUGGUCCUGUGAGUGAUUCAAUUAUUGAUCUUGCUCCAGAUUUCCAGGUAUGUUUGACCCCUACUGGCUCAGAAAUGAAAAUGUUUCUCCCCAAUGAAGCUCCAAUCAGAAGGAACUUCUUGCCAGCUUUAAAAGUGGAGUACAGUGUUUCGGCACGGCAGAAGUCCUACAGAAUUCAGCUUUAUAGGAUACAGAUCCAAAAUCAGCUUCCUGGAGCUAUCUUUCCUUUUGUAUUUUUUCCUGUAAAACCUCCAAAGUCUGUCACAAUGGAUUCAGAACCCAAGCCUUUGGCAGAUGUCAGUAUAGUAACUCGUUCUGCUGGACACUCUAACAUAUCUCGUAUAAAGUAUUUUAAGGUUUUAAUUCAGGAGAUGGACUUCAAGAUGGACAUGGGUUUCUUAUAUGCUCUUACUGAGAUUUUUACUCAAGCAAAUCAAGAAGCAAUGUCCUCAGGACUAGAGGUUGAACUUUUCGAAAAGGAUGUUGAGUACCUUAAAAUGCCGCUGGACUCGGGUUCUUCCACAGACACCUCUCCAGUUAGCUUGUAUGAAUACUUUCAUAUAUCUCCAAUCAAGUUACAUUUAAGCUUUUCUUUAAGCACUGGAGGAGAGGAUGGAAAUAGAGAAAAACGAGAUACUGAAUUUAUUCCUGUUCAGUCUUUGAAUCUGCUGCUCAAAAGUAUCGGUGCAACAUUGACAGAUGUUCAAGAUGUAAUUUUCAAGCUGGGUUUCUUUGAAUUGACAUACCAGUUCUGCACAACUCAGCAGCUUCAGUGGGAAGUAAUUAGACAUUACUCUAAACAGGCCAUAAAGCAAAUGUAUGUCUUAGUGCUUGGACUGGAUGUCUUGGGAAAUCCCUUUGGAUUAAUAAGAGGUUUAUCUGAAGGAGUAGAAGCCUUCUUUUAUGAACCCUACCAGGGAGCCAUUCAAGGUCCAGAGGAAUUUGUUGAAGGCAUGGCACUUGGAGUGAAAGCCCUAGUUGGAGGGGCUGUUGGUGGUAUAGCAGGAGCAGCUUCCAGAAUUACUGGUGCUAUGGCAAAGGGAGUAGCUGCUAUAACAAUGGAUGAAGAUUAUCAACAGAAAAGAAGGGAAGAAAUGAAUAGACAGCCAAGUGGUCUUAGAGAAGGCAUUACAAGGGGUGGAAAAGGCUUAGUGUCAGGUUUUGUUAGUGGAAUUACAGGAAUCGUUACGAAGCCUAUUAAAGGGGCUCAAAAAGAAGGAGCCACUGGCUUCUUUAAAGGAGUUGGUAAGGGCCUUGUGGGUGCUGUUGCUCGUCCUGCAGGUGGCAUUAUUGAUAUGGCAAGCAGUACAUUUCAAGGAAUUAAGAGAGCCACAGAGUCUUCUGAAGAAGUCGAAAGUCUUCGUCCACCUCGAUUCAUACAUGAGGAUGGAGUCAUUAGACCAUACAGAGAAAGAGAAGGUUUUGGUAGCCAAAUGUUACAGAAAAUAGAAAAUGGAAGAUUUGCCAAAUACAGAUACUUUGCCCAUGCAAAGGUGAAUGAUUCAGAUUUCUUCAUGAUCACAAAAAGUUGCAUAUUCUUUGUUACAAAAGGAACAUUUGGGCAACUAACUUGUGAGUGGCAAUACUGUUUUGAUGAGUUUACCAAAGAGCCAGUGAUAGUUGAAGGUCGAAGGCUCCGCAUAGAAGCAAAGGAAAGAGUAAAAUCUGUGUUUCAUGCCAAAGAGUUUGGAAAGAUAAUUAACUUUAAAACUCCUGAAAUUGCUAAGUGGGUCCUUAACAAACUAGAGGAUGCAAGAGAGAUCCUGCCAAAGUGCUAAGAUGUCAACAUUACUGGACACUUACUUGCCUUGUAUUUUUGUGCAUGUUUGAAAUGUGUUGAUGUACAGUAAUUGUCAAUGUGCACAAAUCUAAUUCUAAAAUUCUUAAGCACAUUGUAAUGCAUUUUUUUACAUUUAUUAUGGCCAUGUGGUAAUAGUUUAUUAUUUUUUAACUUUUAGGUAAUGAAUUAAUGAUUGAAAAGGGCAUUGCUCUUCCAGGAGAUUUUUUAAGAACUUGGUUAUAUAUUAUGUCAGUUAUAUUUAUACAUUUACUCUGUAUCUUUUUCAUAACAGUUAAUUGUUUUUGUACCUUACACACUACACAAUAUGUGAAACCUUUUCAAAGCUGAACAAACUUCAGGUGUGGGGGCAAAUUUUAUUAAUUUUCAAGUAAAAUCAUACACAAAGCAAAGUGGUAGUUUAUUCUUUAUGCAUGGCAGAGAUAUUAUUUUUAGUAUUUAUUUUGUAUAUCCUAAAAUGAGUGUUGAUUUUUCAUUUUGACUUUCAUUUUUGAACUAGUAACAAUAUCUUCAAAGAUAUAUUAAAAGACAUGUUAAUAUGUAGAAUUAUUAGUUACCCGUGUCACAUUAAAUGUGCUGGUUAUAUGAUGAUUUUAGUUGGUCACCUAACUUAGGUUGAAUUAUAAUGUUUCAAAUAAAGCUUGAACAUUUUCUCACAUUUUACCUCAUACUUAUCAACCAUACAAAUAUAUGAAUAGGUUUGGUUUGGCUUCACAUAACACCUCACCUACUAGAACUAACGCUUUGUGUAUGGAAAUAAAUAAUUUGCUGAAAAUAUAUUAAUUUAAUAUGUUGAAUCCUGUACAAAGCUAUGAAAUAUAGGGUAUUUUUAGUAACACAUUUAAAAUGUUAAAAAUGUAGUAAUAUAUAUUUUUUCUUGGUCGGCACAGUGGCGCAGUGGUAGCAC